AUGCUUUUCGCCAACUUGACUGUCUUAUCUGCGUCACGUAUCUUUAAAUUUAGAGAUAAUCCUAUUUCUGUAUACAUGACGCUUCCAAUCGCAUAUAAUAAGGCAAUUGAAGGACGGUAUUAUAUUUUAUUUAAAGAAACUUGUCAUAAACUUGAAAUUGGUGCUGAUCACAAAAAUACAAAUGAACGUUUGUCUUUCAAGGAUGAAAACUUGUCUAUCAACUCUUCCCUCACAGAAUUAAGUGAAAAUCUUUCCCACAUUGCAUAUGCUAAUGCCAGUGCUGUGGUAGCAGCCGCUCGAUCCAAGGCUGUGGCUGCCUCAGGGGUUCGCAACACUUCACCUCGUGGCAAAAGCUGUGAUAUGCCUCCAGAUAAGACGUCAAAAAAUAUUUUCUCAAGAACUCGACAUUCAAGAAGUGCUCCCAACAAAAGUGCUAAUCGACAGUCUUCAGUUGGACAGCAAGAUUUCCAUCAAAAGCAUCACUGGUUGGGAGAGCAGCAUACAAAACUGCACACAGAUUCUUCACUAAGCCCAGGUAUUUCUGAAAGCAAACCAAGUUGGCGUUUGAGUUCCCUGUGGUUCCGACGUAGCUUUACGAUUGCUUGGCGUCGUAGAUCACCUCUGAAUGUAGACAGUUCUGGCGAAAAAUGUGGGGGUCCUUAUCCUCGUGCUCCCGGGACUGCUGUAAUUAUAAAUGCCCAACUAGUUCGUGAAGGUAUUGUGAUGCAGUGGCUUGGUCCACACUUUGAUUCACAUCGUCCUCGUAUUGAUUGUGAAAAGAUGAAUAAUCCUGAAGCUGGGACUUAA
Schistosoma turkestanicum is the source of this 807-nucleotide messenger RNA. The record is from the annotation of a GenBank genome assembly. Lineage: Eukaryota; Metazoa; Platyhelminthes; Trematoda; Strigeidida; Schistosomatidae.